ACCACGCUAUAGCAGGGAACUAGGCAGGCCAACUUGCAGAGUGCAGCUCAGCCUCGACAGCGGCUGCUUCCCACUGGGGGUCUUCGGAGAGCAUCGCACUCCCAUGUGCGCUGCCGUGCCCGUUGGAUGUUGAAAUCGCGCCGUGCGCCUCGCCAGGAGCCACCAUGUCCAACCCAACCCACGACCCGUUCUACUCGUCUCCUUUCGGACCCUUCUACAGGAGACACUCGCCCUACGUGGUCCAGCCCGAGUAUCGGAUCUACGAGAUGAACAAGCGGCUGCAGGCGCGCACAGAGGAAAGUGACAGUUUGUGGUGGGACGCCUUUGCUACAGAGUUCUUUGAGGAGGACGCCACUCUCACACUCUCCUUCUGCCUCGAAGAUGGACCAAAGAGAUAUACGAUCGGCCGGACGUUGAUCCCCCGUUAUUUCAGCACGGUGUUUGAGGGAGGGGUCACCGAGCUCCACUACAUCCUCAAACACUCCAAGGAGUCCUUCCACAACUCCUGCAUCACCCUGGACUGUGAUCAGUGCACCAUGGUCACCCAGCACGGGAAGCCAAUGUUUACAAAGGUUUGUACAGAGGGUCGUUUGAUACUGGAGUUUGCCUUUGAUGAUCUGAUGAGGAUCAAGACGUGGCACUUUACCAUCCGGCAGUACCGAGAGCUCAUCCCUCGCAGCAUCCUGGCCAUGCACGCACAAGACCCUCAGGUGCUGGAACAACUGUCCAAAAACAUCACUCGCAUGGGCUUGACCAACUUCACCCUCAACUACCUCAGGUUGUGUGUCAUCCUGGAGCCCAUGCAGGAGCUCAUGUCAAGGCACAAGACCUACAACCUCAGCCCGCGGGACUGUCUCAAGACAUGCCUAUUCCAAAAAUGGCAGAGAAUGGUAGCCCCACCAGCUGGACACCCACAGAACUUCAAAACGGAAAUAUUUCCCACAAAUCACAAAAAAGCUGGUCGUGCCAAAGCUGAGCCUGCCCGACAGACCACCACGAAGAGGAGGAAACGGAAGAACUCGGCCAGCAGCGCCAACAGCAGCGUGGGCACCACCGCAGGCAAGAAACGCAGCCCCGCCACCAACUUCAGCCUCUCCAGUCAGGUACCUGACGUGAUGGUGGUGGGCGAGCCGACCCUGAUGGGCGGCGAGUUCGGGGACGAGGAUGAGCGUCUGAUCACUCGCCUGGAGAACACGCAGUACGACGCCACCAACGGCCUGGACGACGAGGACGACUUCAACAGCUCCCCGGCUCUGGGCAACAACGCCCCCUGGAGCAGCAAACCCCCCGCCGCUCAGGACAGCAAGCCCGAGAGCACAGCGCCCCAGCCCUCACAGUAAAACAAAAGAAGAAGAAGAAAACAACAGAUUCUUGGCUCCAUGUGGACUGGACUUUUUAACCUCCCCCCUUCCCCUGAUGGCAGUGCUUCUACGCCUCAUAACAUUGUACUGAAUCAGAACCCCCUCGUCUGCAAACUCACCACUGGCACGUCCAGCCAUAAUAUGUCCUUUCUGGAUAUUUUCUUCUUCUCUGACUCACUGUAACAUCUUGGAGAACACUGAGAACUGGCAGCAUUGCACAGCAAUAUCCACCAGUCAGAGACAACAAAUGCAUACAAGUCGUAUGCAACUGUAAUGUAAAAAUAGCAAAGCGUCUGCAUUUUUUUUUAAGAAUGCAGUGGAAAAUUGCAGAUCAAAUUCUCCUCCUCGGACUCCUCGUCUAGUGGAAUACUACAGCUGUGAUUGGUUGACCUGUGGGUCGCAAGUCAUCAUGCUGACAGUAGACAGUGGGGAGAAAAGAAGAAGAAUAAAAAUAACAAACAAAAUGUCUAAAAAAAAAAAAGCAAACUCAUCGUGGAGAAGGCAAGUUGUUUUUUAGCAGCCAACAGAGCCAAUGGAAGCGUCUAACCACAUUGGAGACAAAUGAAACGUUGUUUUAGGGCAAUUACAUUUUUAUUGGAAAUUCAGUUGGCUGUUGGUUUGUUUCUGCUGUUGCUGUUUAUUUCCAUUUUCAAUUGAGAGGAAAUAAAAGUUCUCUACUGCUAUGGAUUCCUUUCAAACGAGGGAAAAUCGUGUCCUAGGAUUGUUUUUCCACUUUACUGCGGUCGUCACAGAUUGUGAUUUCAUGCAAACCAGUUUGAUUGUGUUCGUAGUCUAUUGGUAUUUUGCUUCUCUCGGAAUCCUUUGCAAUCACAUUGUAAUUUCGCCGAUCAGUAUGUGAACUUUGCCGACUCGCAUUGAUGCAUCAGUGUUGAUUUUUAUUUUCUUUUUCCCUCCUCGAAAAUUGGACUUCUUUCCCUUUAACGACCUACUCCCAAACUGAUACUAAAGCCUUUUCCUGCAUGAUUUUAUAGGAUUUUUAUUUUGUUUGAUAUAUGUACUUUUUAAAACACAUCAGUCUGAUUUUUCCUUUUGGGUUCAUCAGUUUGGGAACACUGUUACAAGGUUUGUAGCUCUGUAAAUAGAGGUGGAAUCUAUUUUGUCCACUGUAAAUUAGCCACUGAAACCAGUUUGGAUAUGGCAGCUGUUUUGUUUUUGUACAGGCGGUUCAGAUUUCUGUUGGGUGGUUUGGAUGGACGCUGGUUUGCCUCUAACUCUCUUAAUGUUCCCUGUCCUCUUUAGCUAGUGCAGAACCAAAGCCACAAAGUUAACAGUCACAUAAUCAUAUAUCUUGUAUAUUCUUGGACAUAGGAAGAAAACAAUUUUACAUUCUAAAAACCGCACAGACAAAAUCCUGUCCACCCCACAGAAAUGUUUUGAGAUCCCUGUAUUUGUGUUCACAAUUGUUCUUUAAUCUUUAAUUGAAUUGAUAUUAUAUCCCUGAUCUCUUUUGUUGGACUUUUGUUUGAAAAUGGGCAAGAAGACAAUGACAGAUGUCUUUAUACAAUUGGAUCUUAUGGGUAUUUAUUUGUGCAUUUGUAAGGAAGCUAACACAUUUCUAAAUAUGUUUGAGCCUAGUAUUAUUAGACACCAUUUGUACAUUAUAUAGCAGAGGUGUUCAGUGUCAUAUCUGAUGUCUGGUAUGUAUGCUUUACCAUUAUGUGUGCCAAUAAACCGUGCUUACAAAGGA
Dicentrarchus labrax (European seabass) is the source of this 3069-nucleotide messenger RNA. RefSeq names its product LIM domain binding 2a (gene ldb2a). Gene Ontology annotation, biological process: nervous system development; positive regulation of transcription by RNA polymerase II; negative regulation of transcription by RNA polymerase II. Gene Ontology annotation, molecular function: LIM domain binding. Bases 165 to 1340 code for a protein of 391 amino acids. Lineage: Eukaryota; Metazoa; Chordata; Actinopteri; Moronidae. Gene Ontology annotation, cellular component: nucleus; transcription regulator complex. The transcript has 9 exons. The record is from RefSeq and is a predicted model, not a curated record.